Molecule: messenger RNA, 1359 nt
Organism: Somion occarium
Lineage: Eukaryota; Fungi; Basidiomycota; Agaricomycetes; Polyporales; Cerrenaceae
Source: the annotation of a GenBank genome assembly
AAAGCAUUCCCGACGUCGAAGGACGCGAAUGAAUAUGCAGGAUGUUGGUGGUCACGGUAAGAGCCUAGAGGCGCGAUCGGCGACACAUGCAGUGCGCGGAGCCAGACACAGGCUGGUCUCAAUCAGUCAACGUCGACAUUCGUCACCAACUACUACGACUGGGCUCGCUUCCAGCCUCUAGACACUCUCGAAAGGCAAUCAUUCCUUUAUAUAUAGAACUACGACUGCUUUACAGACGUUCGCAGGAUACCCCUAGAUGUUGCGAAACCUCAGUACACUGUCACCGCGCCCAUCACCGAAGCCCAUAUCAUUGACAAGCCCAUUUACGCGUUCUACGCUAAAUUCGAUCCAAACUACGCUGGAGGCCACAUAUUCUGAGGAUGACAUUCGGUACGACCCCUCCGAAACUCAUGCUGCAGUGCUAGUGCCCCUGUGUAAUGUGAACAACAAGCCUGGAAUACUCUUGGAGGUAAGAGGAAAGCUUCGAACACAUUCGGGUGAGGUAAGCUUUCCUGGGGGACGUGUUGACCAGACGGAUGAGUCUGCUCUUGCUGCAGCCUUGCGAGAGACAGAGGAGGAAGUCGGCAUUCGUCCCGAGCAAGUGGAGAUACUUGGUCGCUUCGGUCCUCCAGAGAAGUCACUAGCUGGAAUGAGAGUUUGGCCGUUUGUUGGCUUCAUUCAUCCUACUCCUCGGACAAUCGGUACGAACGCAGACACUAGAACAGCCAACGAGACAGACGAACCCAUGCCCUCUCUCGACCUGUCGACCCUCAAACUGUCACCAAAGGAAGUUGCAGAUGCAUUUCAUCUCCCUUUGCCCGCGGUUGUUUCACCUCUCCGUUUGCAUCAUUACCUCUUCAGAGGGACACGCCCAUAUUUCGCGAUUGACGUGUCAGACAUCAUCUCGUCAAAGUUUAAAGAUCCCUCACGAACGGACGUCGUGAGCAGCGUGGAAAACGCCUCAUGGGCGAGUAACCCGCGUGAACGAGAUGAAAUUGGAGGGGGCAGAGAAGGAAGGUUAGAGGCGUGGGGUUUGACAGGAUGGUACCUCACGACAUUGCUCAGAAGGUUGGGAGUGUAUGAUCACGAACAAUAACGGUCCAACAUUGCGGACUCUGUAAUCGGCCGAGUUGCUCGCCGAAAGACCAUCUAUAGUAUCCUGCGGAUCCCCGUCGUCAGCGGGAAGUGAUUAUGGACCGCUUCGUAGAAUAGAACAACAUACUAUAGAGCCCUGUUCCUGCCGAUCGGACCUUUGGAGGCUCGUCCGAACUGUGUGUGACACAAAAAACGAGGCUGCAACGUUGUGAUAGACUCUCAGAGCUGAUCUAUUCACUUGCCGCUCUUCCUGACUUUGAAUGA